AUGACACUAAGGGCAAAAACUGAACCAUCAAAUCAUGAAGAAGCAAUCAGGAAGUCUUUAAAUGCUGGAAAGCAUGUCAUGGUAGAUUAUCCAGUUGUUCCAAAGUUCAGCAUUGCCAAAGAAUUAUUUGCAUUAGCAGCUGAAAAAGGUUUGAUUCUUCAUGAAGAAAAUAUUGGACUGCUGACAAUGAAACUGAAAAAAUUAAAAGAAGAAGUACAAAAAAAGCCACCAUUGAAAGAAGGAUUUUUAACAAGUCAUUCUUACUUUAUUGGUUGGCUGGAAAAGUUUGAGGAGAAUGGCUAUCCUUUCACUGUGCAACAAGGUUUGAUCAAAUAUAUGAUGUACUUAUUUGGAGAUUUGACCCCAGUGGGGGGUCAGCUGAUCACCAAUGAAAAAGGCUAUGUUGCCACUGGCAAUGUGAAAACCAAGGACAACAAGGAUAUAACUUUAACAAUCCAUCUAACAAAGGAACCACUUCGUUGGGGUAAAGAUUAUCUACUGAAAUUUGAGGAUGGAAGUGUUAUAGACAAAGAACCUGAAGUAUCCCAGAUGACUGAAACUGGACUGGGUUUGUUCAUGGAAGAUCUCUUACACUUUGCUGAAAAAUUGACUGGGAAACGAGAUGUUCAUGAACUUGAUGCUAUUGCUCUCAGGACCCUUGAAAUUGCUGAAGGCAUACAGAAGAAUUUUUCAGUAUAA
Messenger RNA from Acanthosepion pharaonis, 699 nucleotides. The record is from the annotation of a GenBank genome assembly. NCBI's taxonomy places the organism in Eukaryota, Metazoa, Mollusca, Cephalopoda, Sepiida, Sepiidae.